ACCGUCACCAUCAGCGCACCAGACCGUACCAUAUCAGAUCCACGCACAGCAGCCUACAGCAACGGUCCCAUCCACACGCUCGCAAACACACCCCACAAAGCCACUCGCAUGGAGUUCACAGAUCGAGCUCAAGCAGCCGUCGGUGCUGCACUGCAGCUGGCCAAGGACUUUGCUCACCCCCAAGUACGGCCUGAGCAUCUGGCGCUAGCAUUUCUGAACGACGAUGCUCGCGGCACAUCCGCUGGCGCUCUAAACACCUUUGAGCCAUCGCGUCCCUCCACGCCAUCCAGCAACAAGCCCAACGCAUCCGAGUCCCUCUUCCGAAGCGUAUUGGGCAAAGCAGGCGUAGACGCUUCCAGAUUCGAAUUCAGCCUUCGAAAUGCGCUCAAAAAGAUUGCCAGCCAGAAUCCAGCGCCGGAUGAGGUGGGCUUGGCUGGGAGUACGAGCAGAAUCUUAAAGGAAGCGGAUCAUCUCAAGACGCAGCAACACGACUCUUUCAUCGCCGCGGAUCACAUCUUGCUGGCGCUGCUCACUGAUAGCAGCACCGUCAAGCUUCUCAAAGAGGCUGGUCUUGCAAACGAAAAUCUCCUCAAGACUGCCAUCACUCAAAGCAGAGGACAGCGCAGGGUGGACUCUCGCGCCGCUGAUGAUGGCUUGGCAGAUGCGGUCAGCAAGUACUGCGUGGAUCUCACCGCUCUUGCGUCCGAGGGCAAGCUGGACCCAGUGAUCGGUCGAGAUGAAGCGAUCCGAAGAGUCAUUCGAAUUCUUUCGCAAAGAAGAAAGGCUAAUGCCGUGCUCGUAGGACCUCCAGGAACGGGAAAGACGGCUAUUUGCGAAGGAUUGGCUCAAAGAGUCAUCGAUAACGAUGUGCCUCCUCAAUUGCAGACCAAGGUUCUCUCUCUCGAUCUUGCUGCACUUGUCGCCGGCGCAUCUUACAAGGGUCAAUUUGAGGAGCGUUGGAAAGCGCUUCUUACGGAACUCGAAAAGAUGGCCGACAACGGCAAGGCUCCGAUCCUCUUCAUCGACGAGGUGCACCUGCUCGUAGCUGGAGGAGGCAACGGAUCCACGGACGGCGGCAAUCUGCUCAAACCCAGCCUUGCUCGUGGCAAGCUGCGCGUCGUAGCAGCCACGACGCCCUCCGAGUACCGCACAACAAUCGAAAAGGACGGAGCUUUGGAUCGUCGUUUCCAGAUGGUCAAUGUGGACGAGCCGAACGAGGAGGAGACCAUCGCCAUCAUGAGAGGGCUUCGAGAACGCUACGAGAAUCAUCACGGACUUCGCAUCCUCGACUCGGCGCUCGUAGCGGCUGCCAAGCUGGCCAGACGAUAUUUGAGCGGUCGCAAAUGUCCCGACUCUGCCAUCGACUUGCUGGACGAAGCUUGCGCGGAAGUGAGGGUCAGCAGAGAAACGCUGCCGCCCGAGAUCGACUCGUUGCAGAGAGAGGUGGUGAGACUGGAAGUCGCUAUACAUGCGUUGGAGCGCGAAAAGGACGACGCGAGCAAAGAGGCGCUGGAGCAUACUCGCAAGCAAUUGGCCGUCAUCAAGGAGACGCUGGCGCCCAAGAUGGCGGCGUACGAGGCGGAAAAGGAGCAAGCUGAAAGACUGUCCAACGCUCGUAGACGCUUGGAAGAGCUUCGACAAAAGGCGGAAAAGGCUCAGAGGAUGAUGGAUGUCGCUACCGCUUCCGAUCUGACGUAUGGUGCCAUACCCGAUUUGGAGGCCAGGAUCGCGGAGUUGGAAGCGGAAGAGAAAAGGAAGGCGGAAAGAGGAGAGUCGGACAAGGGAACUGUUGGACCUGAACAGAUUGCCGCUACGGUAGCGCGCUGGACGGGCAUUCCCGUCGCUUCCAUGCUCGAGUCUGAGCGCGACAAGGUUCUGCAGUUGCCCAAGCUGCUGAAGAAGGAGGUGAUUGGUCAGCCGGAAGCUACGAAUGCGAUCGCCAAGGCUAUCCAGCUGCAAAGAGCAGGACUGGCAAACCCCAACUCUCCGCCCAGCUUCUUGUUCUGCGGACCCUCUGGAGCGGGCAAGACGCUGUGCGCCAAGACGUUGGCCAAGAUCCUCUUUGGAACGUCGGAUGCGCUCAUCAGGAUCGAUGCGUCCGAGUACAGCGAGCGACACUCCAUCAGCCGACUUUUGGGCGCUCCACCGGGAUACGUGGGCUACGAGCAAGGAGGUGCGCUAGAAGCUGUGCGAAGAAAACCUUAUAGCGUCAUUUUGGUGGACGAGUUGGAAAAGGCGGCAAGGGAAUUCCACAUGACCUUCUUGCAGGCGCUGGAUGAUGGACGCUUGACGGAUGGACAAGGAAGGGUGAUCGAUCUGAGGAACUCCAUCAUCAUCUUCACCUCCAACCUCGGCUCGGCCUUCAUUUCCGACAAUGAAACGACGCUGGACAAUGGCAAGAUUGCACCGGCUACGAGACAACUGGUCGAGGGCGCCAUUGCCGCUGCUCUGCCUCCGGAGCUCAGAAACAGGUUCAGCGCUACUGUUCUCUUCAGACCCUUGUCGCGCAAAGACGUGCGAAACAUUAUCGAUUUGCGCAUCGAGGAGGUUCACGCUCGCAUUCGAUCCAACGGCAAGCAGAUAAGAUUGGUCCUUUCGGAGGAAGCAAAGGAUGUGCUUGCGAAGCUGGGAUACAAUCCACAAAUGGGAGCUCGACCCCUGACGAGGGUCAUCACGAACGAAAUUCUCAGUCCUCUGAGCGUCCUGAUGCUUAGAGGAGCCGUGCUGGACAAGGAAGAGGUCAGAGUGGAUGCCGAUGUGGCAAAGGAUAGGCUCGUUGUGAGAGCUAAUCACGAGGCCAACGAGAUGGAGGUGGACGAUGAGGAGGAUGGAGAGAGCUAUCUUAUGGCAGAGGAGGUCGACUAGGCCCGGCCCGGCCCGCCUCUCCUGCAGAGAACGAAAACGAACAAAUCAACAAGAGAAAGUGCAAAUUUACUCUUGCCGCGAAAAUGGGGGGACGAGCUGAGGAUCGUCGCCCCCGGCGCCAUUUCCCCGUAAAAAAAAAAAAAAAGUCAAUAUCGCUUCACGGCCUCAUAGUCACCUCGAGCCAUGCAUCAACCACGUCCGCAUCCCUUUUUGCCCCAAAACCAAACCACCAUCCCGUCACUCUUUCCGUCACUCUUCUGUAGUUCCAACUUCAAAAACAC
This is a messenger RNA of Ceraceosorus guamensis, 3146 nucleotides long. RefSeq names its product P-loop containing nucleoside triphosphate hydrolase protein. Gene Ontology annotation, molecular function: ATP binding; ATP hydrolysis activity. The record is from RefSeq and is a predicted model, not a curated record. The transcript has a single exon. Gene Ontology annotation, cellular component: cytosol; cytoplasm. The coding region runs from base 109 to 2865 and encodes 918 amino acids. NCBI's taxonomy places the organism in Eukaryota, Fungi, Basidiomycota, Exobasidiomycetes, Ceraceosorales, Ceraceosoraceae. Gene Ontology annotation, biological process: cellular response to heat.